CACGUUUCUGUGCCACCUUCCACGGCCCCGGCGGCGGCGCCUGCCCCGGCCGCGGCGAUGGACGCGGCGUGCCUGAACUCGCUGCUCAACAUGUCCGACUGCCUGCCGUACGUGCAGGCGGGCAGCGCGACGGCGCGCCCGGACGCGGCGUGCUGCCCGGAGCUGGCCGGGAUGGUGGGGUCCAACCCGCUCUGCCUCUGCGAGCUCCUCUCCGGCGCCGCCGACUCCUACGGCAUCGCCGUCGACUACUCCCGCGCGCUCGCGCUCCCGGGCGUCUGCCGCGUCGAAACCCCGCCCGUCAGCACAUGCGCAGCAUUCGGGUACAAUGUGCGCGGCCUUGCCCCGUCCGCGGCGCCCAUGGCCGGGUCUCCGGCGCCCGGCCCCUCCGGCGACAGCCCGCAGUUCCCCGGUACUGCGCCGUUACCCUCGCCGCCGGCGCCGCGCAGCCACGCCGACCACCGCUCCACCGCCUCUGGCAACAUCAUCACCCUCGCCGUCACCUACGCCUUCGCCACGGCGAUGAUAAUCUAG
Messenger RNA from Lolium rigidum, 531 nucleotides. RefSeq names its product non-specific lipid transfer protein GPI-anchored 2-like. The coding region runs from base 58 to 531 and encodes 157 amino acids. The record is from RefSeq and is a predicted model, not a curated record. The transcript is spliced from 3 exons. NCBI's taxonomy places the organism in Eukaryota, Viridiplantae, Streptophyta, Magnoliopsida, Poales, Poaceae.